CCUCUCUGACGAACUUGUGCCCAUAGUAGCAAUGGUAGGCAUGAGCGUCCUGCGGACUGCUGCUGCUUUGGCAGCCAGACUAAACCCUUUAAAACGCGUUUCCGCUGGGACUUUACUCUCUGGGUCUGCUCUACGGACAGAAAAAGCGGUGGUCCGUUAUGGCAGUCAUGGGAAAAAGAUGUUUAUUAUCCAACCUACCGACUACUACGACAGAAGAUUCCUGAAUCUAUUGAAAUAUUACGUUCUGCUGACUGGUAUACCCAUCGCAGUUCUUGUGACCUUAACGAAUGUGUUCAUCGGAGAGGCAGAAUUGGCUGAGACUCCAGAGGGAUACGAGCCAGAAUAUUGGGAGUACUAUAAGCACCCCAUCACCAGGUGGAUUUCACGGAACAUUCUGGAUGACCCGGCCAAAGACUACGAGAAGAUGAUGGCCCUGGUCCACAAUGAGCAGGAGAAGAGGCAGAUGAGGAACAUGCAUCUAGAGGUGAGGAGGCACAUGCGACAGAAGGGUGACGGCCCGUGGUACCACUACGAGACGCUGGACAAGAGUCUGAUUUUCAGCGGCCACAAGGCCACCCCUGACGACUGAGCCCUGUCCGGGGCCCUCCCAUGGAAACUGUACAAUGAGAACAGCUGUGUGUUGAUACUGCAAAUAAUAUCUGUCUGAUUAUUUUUUUCGUCUCUGCAUCAUUAAAGUAUGCACCAACUAUUUAAA
Clupea harengus (Atlantic herring) is the source of this 715-nucleotide messenger RNA. It is a transcript of the gene ndufb5, whose product is annotated as NADH:ubiquinone oxidoreductase subunit B5. Gene Ontology annotation, cellular component: respiratory chain complex I. The record is from RefSeq and is a predicted model, not a curated record. NCBI's taxonomy places the organism in Eukaryota, Metazoa, Chordata, Actinopteri, Clupeiformes, Clupeidae.